AUGUCGAGACCGAACGGUACAAUUGCCUCGAGUGGCCUCGAGCUACUGACCUUCGGGACGCCGAAUGGACACAAGGCGUCCAUCAUGUUGGAGGAGAUCAAGGCGGCGUAUGGGAAGCCGGACUACGUCUUCCAGAGCAUCAACAUUGGCGAGAACAUUCAGAAAGAGCCAUGGUUUACUCAGUAUGGACCAAAUGGUCGGAUACCGGUCCUGAUCGACCAUGACAAUGGAGACCUUGGGAUCAUGGAGGGUGCGGCUAUCCUGGCAUAUAUGACACGCCACUUCGACCCGGACAACAAGUUCUCGUUUGCGAAGGACCCUGAGCUGUCACUCUGCGAGCAAUGGGUGGCAUGGCAGACCGGCGGGCUUGGGCCUAUGCAAGGACAAGCCAACCACUUCUACCGCCUAGCCAAAGAGCGCAUCCCCUACCCCACCCAGCGCUACGUCGGCGAGACCGAACGCCUCUACGGCAUCCUCGACGCCCGUCUCAAGGACAACGAGUACCUCGUCGGCAACAAGUACAGCAUCGCGGACAUUGCCAACUACUCCUGGGUCAAUGUCUCGUUCUUCGCCGGCGUGGAUCUCGAGCAGUUCCCGAACCUGCACAAGUGGUGGCAGAGGAUCAGCGAGCGGCCGGCGGUGAAGAAGGGCGUGGCUGUGCCGAGUGAGCCUGGGAUUACCAAUGGGCCGUUCAAGGAGAAGUUGAAGAAUGAUCAGGAGUUCCGCCAGAAGCAUGAGGAGCUGCAGGAGAUUUUGAAGAAGGCGAAGGAGCAGUAUGGGUAUAAGUACGCCAGUCCGUAG
Saxophila tyrrhenica is the source of this 801-nucleotide messenger RNA. RefSeq lists its product as uncharacterized. The coding region runs from base 1 to 801 and encodes 266 amino acids. The transcript has 3 exons. NCBI's taxonomy places the organism in Eukaryota, Fungi, Ascomycota, Dothideomycetes, Mycosphaerellales, Extremaceae. The record is from RefSeq and is a predicted model, not a curated record.